AUGUUCAAAUCUGCGGUCCGGAGGUACUCGCUCAAGAGUCUUCCAUACGAGGCGCAGCCCAAAAACAAGUACAACGCCCAGAGGUCGGCGUUCAACUUGAAACCAGUGCGUCCUCAGGGGCUCAUAUAUAAUCCCCCAGCAUCGGCUCCCACGUACAGAGAAACCCCGAAAUUGUUUUUGCCGAAGAACGAUCCUCGUCUCAAGAUAUUGGAGGGAAAAUGGAAAGUGUACAGCGAAGAAGAGCUCGAUAAUAUGCCUCUUAUAUACGGCAUCAAGAAGGAAAAGGAUUACUCGCUAACACCAGAAGUGGUUGGAGAGAUCCUCAAGUUGAGAAGAGAGAACCCCGACGAAUGGACAGUUCCUAAGUUGGCUAAGAAGUUCAACGUGGACAAAGUGAAGGUCAAUGUCAUUUCUGGCAUCAGCAAGGAGAGACAGGAGAAGGUUCUCCAGGAGUUGGAGGAAGUCAAGCUGACCUGGUCGGCCAAGAGAAAGCUUGCAAGACAAGAUAGAGAAAAGAGAACUCAGCAGUGGUUGCGUGGCGAGUUCUAG
Candidozyma auris is the source of this 549-nucleotide messenger RNA. Its product is annotated as mitochondrial 54S ribosomal protein mL58. The record is from RefSeq and is a predicted model, not a curated record. Gene Ontology annotation, cellular component: mitochondrial large ribosomal subunit. The transcript has a single exon. Gene Ontology annotation, molecular function: structural constituent of ribosome. The coding region runs from base 1 to 549 and encodes 182 amino acids. NCBI's taxonomy places the organism in Eukaryota, Fungi, Ascomycota, Pichiomycetes, Serinales, Metschnikowiaceae.